AUGAAGUUGCUUUUCCUUAUUCUGCCCUUCUUGGGAAAUGUCCUUGCACUGGUACCUCGCGCGCCACAAGCAGUGCCCCCAGCAUGCACUUGCGACACCGUAUUCUGCGCCCAAGUCUGGCCCGACUCCUGCUACUGCGCCAACGACGCCAAAAAAGCGUGUUAUGAAAAAUGCGGUGGAAGCCCUCCAACAUACGAUACCUGUCCUCCUCGAAGCGUAGCAGCACGCGCGCCACAAGAAGCAGCACCAACGCCCAUAUCAACACCUACAUCCGCACCUACACCUACACCCCCGUCUACCUGCGUCUGCGAACCCGUCUUCUGCAUAGACUCCUGGCCUGAAUCCUGCUACUGCAACAACGACGCCAAGAAAAACUGCUACGAAAAAUGCGGCGGCGAAGUACCAGAGUACCAGACCUGCCCGCCGCGAGAAGUCGUCCCAAAACCAGACCCAAUCCCCAACCCAGAUCCCUCCACAGAGUGCAAGUGCCCAGAAAUAAUGUGCAUCCAAUCCUUCCCCGAAGGAUGCUACUGCGCCAACAAUGCAAAACUACAAUGUUACGAGUUAUGCGGCGGCGAAGAGCCAGUCCUGAGUAGCUGUGACUAA
Bipolaris oryzae ATCC 44560 is the source of this 606-nucleotide messenger RNA. RefSeq lists its product as uncharacterized. Lineage: Eukaryota; Fungi; Ascomycota; Dothideomycetes; Pleosporales; Pleosporaceae. The record is from RefSeq and is a predicted model, not a curated record. The transcript is spliced from 2 exons. The coding region runs from base 1 to 606 and encodes 201 amino acids.